GUGGAGCCCGCAAUGCUUUUCAAAGCCAUCAAAAUCUGUCUGCUACUCGUGCUACUCCAGGGCACUGUGGGUGAGAAAAAAUGGGAAUACGAGCCCAUGUCCGUUGACACCUACAGCACAGAUGAGAGCCAGCUGAAGAUCGAGUCUAAAAUCGAUCGUAUUAACCGCGGAGAGUUUGGCCUUACGUUCACUUUGGAUUGGAAAUACGAUGUGGACGAGACCACAAUGGUCGAGGCCACUGCUUACAGCAGCAAUUCUGGGGCGGAGAGCGAUUACAAGCUGCUGCCGUGGUCCAUCCCAAAGCAGCCCUACUUUGAUUAUCUCGACACGUACUACAAGGAUGUGCUAAUUAAGAACCUGGGCCACUGCUCGAAUCUGCCGCAGUUCAAGGAAAAGUUCCAGCCGCCGUGGCCGAAGAAAACCUACAAACUCGAAAAAUGCAUCUUUAAUGGCGACGGGCUUCCGGAAGUAGUUCCGCCCAGUUUCUACAAGGUUAUCUUCAAGAUCUCGGGACCCAAUCAGCCUGAAUGGGGGGUUACUAUAGUCGUUAAGAUAAAAACUAAAUUGUUUUAGAAAAUCC
Molecule: messenger RNA, 580 nt
Organism: Drosophila obscura
Lineage: Eukaryota; Metazoa; Arthropoda; Insecta; Diptera; Drosophilidae
Exons: 3
Coding region: 13-573 (186 amino acids)
Source: RefSeq, a predicted model, not a curated record